CACUCAUUCGCUCUCUAUGGUAUCAAUAUUGCCAUAUUUAAAGCCAAAUGGACAACCAUUGUCUUUGUCCACAUCAUUGCCAUAUUGUCUUCAAUGGGGGUUCAGUCGGGUGCGCACCGACUGUGGUCCCACCGGGCGUACAAAGCCAAGCUGCCACUGCGAAUCAUCCUGGCCUUUUUCCAUAUCAUGGCCUUUCAAAACGACAUAUACGAGUGGUGUCGCGACCAUCGGGUGCACCACAAGUACACGGAGACGGACGCCGACCCCCACAACGCCAAACGGGGCUUCUUCUUCUCGCACGUGGGCUGGCUGUUGGUCAAGAAGCACCCGGACAUCCGCGCGAAGGGCAAGAAUGUGGACUUAAGCGACUUAAUGGCUGACCCGGUCGUCCGAUUUCAGCGCAAAUUUUACAUACCUUUGCUUUUAGCCAUUUGGGGCGUCAUUCCCACCGUCAUUCCCCACUUGUUUUGGUCGGAGAGCCUGUGGAACGCCUUCUUCACGUGC
Oppiella nova is the source of this 504-nucleotide messenger RNA. NCBI's taxonomy places the organism in Eukaryota, Metazoa, Arthropoda, Arachnida, Sarcoptiformes, Oppiidae. The record is from the annotation of a GenBank genome assembly.